Molecule: messenger RNA, 2030 nt
Organism: Orbicella faveolata
Lineage: Eukaryota; Metazoa; Cnidaria; Anthozoa; Scleractinia; Merulinidae
Product: zinc finger protein 862-like
Source: RefSeq, a predicted model, not a curated record
AUUUACAUGGACAAGUAAUCGAGGGAGACUGGGACUCAAUAUGCAUAGUAAUGGCGGACAAAAGGCCAUCGCGUUCGGAUUUAUUAGCAUAUUUCCAACCAAGACAAAAGCGGUCAAAGCAGAUUUCCUCGUCAGAAGGUCAGUUGUAGAAUAGAAGGAACAUUUCUCCAUGUUUGAACUUAAUCAGCUGGCCUUUUCAGUCGCUAACAGCCGAUUCGUUUGUAUGAUUUUCGAUCAGGUGCUUUCAAUAAAAUUUGAAGGUUUAGCUUACUUGUCUGUUGUCUUACUCUGAGUACCUUGUAACUUAAUAUUUUUCAGAACGUAGUUCAUUAGAAGGUGAAGUUUCACAGCCACAUACCCCUGGCGAAAAUAAAACCCUUCCUGUUUCAAACUCCAAUGUCAAAACCGUGCCAGAUGUGGGAAAAUCCGUGCAAUUUCUCUCGAGAAGCCAGACGUGUGCAGCAAGUACCGACUUGUUUGAUCAUGAUUCAGUUUUAAAGCUAUUUGGGCUGUCAGAAAUCAUCCACAAUCACUACACUUGCAAGAAGAAUAAUUGUUUCAGUCUCACCGAAAAGGGUCAGUUAAGUAAUUCCUCUUUAAAGCGAGACCGCUUUAAACAUCAAUGGGUUAACGACCGCAACUUGGCCUUCGAUUCACGCUCCGGCAUGUGGUGGCUAAUAUACAAGGAGGAAACAGAUGGUGAGAAAGGCAGAAUGUUUUGUUUGCUAUGCAAGAAGCAUAAUACCUCAAAUAUCAAGAACAACAGCAAAAUCUACAAUCUCACACCUGCCCAACGAUUUAAAACUGAUGCUCUUAAAGAACAUGCAAAGAGUGCCCAACAUACACCAGCUGUAGAAGCAGAAAUGAUCAGGCGAGUGUCAGUUUUUCACAAAGAAAUUGAAAGCCAAGAGAGAAGCAGAGAUGAAGUUCUGCACAAUGCUUUUAUGGCUGUAUACUGGUUGGCAAAGGAGGAGAUGGCGAACAAGAAGUUUCCUUCACUUCUUAAAUUACUCGAAACGCUUGGAUUAGAAAAGAUGAAACAUUUUCAGCAUCGCUCUGCAGGAUCAACCAUUGAAAUCUUCUUGACCAUAGGAAAAGUACUUAAGCAGAGGGUAGUUGAGGCUUUGAAGACAUCCAAAGCAUUUGGUCUGUUAGUCGACGAAGUAACGGACGUUGCAGUCAAGGAACAGUUGAUAGCUUUUGUACAGUAUGUUGGUGACGACGGCCAUCCUUUGGUGAAAUUCUUUUUCAUUGACGAUGUUUUGGAACAGUCCUUGUCUACCAAUGCCGAAACAGUUGCAAAAUGUAUCCAGGACAAUCUAAGUAACUGUGAACUUGACAUUCUGAAAAUGAUGAGUCUGGUAAGCGAUGGUGCGAAGGUUAUGACAGGCCACAAAACUGGAGUAGCUGCCCGACUAAAGCAACUUAACAGUAAGCUACUAAAUGUACACUGUAUCUGCCACAGGCUUGCCUUGGCUUGUGCUGGUGCAAGUGACGAGACGAAGUAUAUCGCACAAGUGGAAGGAAUCCUCUUGCAACUCUGGAAGUUCUUUGCUAACUCUCCAAAACGAAUGGCAGUUCUAGUUAAAGCACAAGAGUCUUCGCGAAAGAUGAAACUAUCCUAUAAAGCAAGGUCUGCUGUGGAAAAGAAGGCCAGAAAAGCGUGCAGAACAUGCUGGCUGUCGACAAGUAAUGCUGUUGAUGGGGUGUAUGAAGAUUUUGUUUCUAUCAUACAAGCAAUAAAUCUGAUUGAUGACAAAGAUGCUUUGGCAUCGUACCUGCUCUCCAAAAUGAAAAGCUUCAAGUUUGUUGGUGCCAUCUACAUUUUGAAGGCUGUUCUCCCAGAACUAGCAGCACUGAGUAAGGCAUUCCAGCACGGCACCGUUAACUUUGGCCAUAUUGUUCCUGCAAUCAACCACACAACAGACAAACUAACCAAAAUAGUGCAAGAAGAGACACCUAUUACACAGCUUCAGGUUGAUGUUCAGGAAAGUGGAUGACUUGGCACCUGUGACUUACAAAGUAACGAG